Molecule: messenger RNA, 1930 nt
Organism: Acanthopagrus latus (yellowfin seabream)
Lineage: Eukaryota; Metazoa; Chordata; Actinopteri; Spariformes; Sparidae
Product: plexin domain-containing protein 1-like
Exons: 15
Coding region: 306-1541 (411 amino acids)
Source: RefSeq, a predicted model, not a curated record
GCGGAAAAGAAGUAGCAUCGUCUGGGCUAAAAUGGCUACUUCCGGGUAUUCGUUGUCAAGGUUACACAGCCAUGUUGAGCUGAGAGCCACUUCAGCCUGAUUUUAAAGAACUUUUAUAUUAGCUGGCAGGAGUCUGGGCUCAGCAGCAGUCAGACAACUGGUACAGUGUGAUCUCACAUCAGCACGAAGAGUCAGCCGGAGGGGAUAGUCAUCCUCACCGAGCCCAGAGGUCGUCCUCAGGCCAUGCUCGGAUAAACAGGGCUGUCUUGGGUGGCGGACUAACCAUCAACACCCUGCCAGACAACAUGACACGCGUAGUGGAGGACUCUGGCAAGUACUACACAUGGCGUAGUUUUGGCCCAGGAGACCAGCGCACGCGGGAAUUAUGGGUUGACAUGAGUGACGUCCGCCACGGCCAAGUCAGAGUCCAUGGCAUUCUGUCCAAUUCAUACAAGCAGGCUGUGAGAGUCGCCCUGUCGUUUGACUUUCCUUUUUACGGACAUUACCUGAGGCAGAUCACCAUAGCAACAGGAGGGUUCAUCUUCACAGGGGACAUUACUCACCGUAUGCUGACCACAACGCAGUACAUCGCCCCUCUAAUGGCUAAUUUUGACCCCAGCUACUCCAAAGACUCCACUGUGCAAUACUUAGAUAACGGUGAGGUGUUCGUAGUCCAGUGGGAGCGGGUCAGACUCCCAGGAAGGGAGUCGGAGGGAGCCUUUACAUUUCAGGCUGCGCUUUACAAAACAGGAGCCAUCACAUUCUGCUACCAAGAUAUACCUCUGUCAUUAGACGUGAUGAGUUCAGCUGAGCAUCCAGUGAAGGUCGGUUUGUCUGAUGCCUUCAUGGUCUCGACGCCAUCUCCUCAAUCACCAGAAGCCCAACAGAGGACGAUUCACGAGUACCAUCGGGUUGAGAUUGACACCACAAAGAUCACCAGUUUCUCUGCUGUAGAGUUCACUCCACUGCCUACCUGCCUGCAACAUGACAGCUGUGAUCUCUGCCUCUCAUCCAACCAAACCUCUGUUUGCAGCUGGUGCAAUGUACUCCAGAGGUGUUCAGAUGGCAUGGAUAGACACAGACAAGAGUGGCUGGACUACGCCUGUUCAGAUGAGAGCAAAGAUCUAACCUGUGAGGAUUAUUCAAGGACUGACACCUCCAGUGACUCAUCUGUCACACCAGAGAUCGAGUAUGUGACUCUGUCGACUCCUCUACGGAGAGACUGUGAAAGUGGCGACGAGACCAAACGUCACAUAUUUAACACUGGCAAUGAUGUGAAAACGGAUUCUUCAACCAAGACGGGAGGUUUUGCUAACACGGGAGUGAUAGCUGGGAUAGCAGCUGCUCUGGUUUUACUUUUGGCUCUGAUACUGUUGGCUCUUUACAUCAACUACCAUACAACUGCACCAUCACCACUUUACCUCAUCCAGCGACGCAAGAGCUGCUGGCCCUCCUGGAAGUUCCAGAAGCAACAGCCUGGUUACACGGAGGUGGAAGGUGGCCAUGAAAAAGACAGCAUUGUUGAAGCUGGGCCAUGUUGAAACGAUGACUGGAAACGUGGAUGAACAAGAUGUUUGCAUUAGAAUGAUUUCUAUAGACAUAAAGUUAUAUAUAUAUGUCAAAACACUUCCGUGGCCAGUUCAACUUUUACAUUCAGUUUUCUCAUUACUAGCUCCAUCGCUCCAUUGCAAAAAGAUGUCAACUGGUGAAAUCUGAAUGUUAUUUGUUAUUGAAUGAUUUAAUUCGCAUUUUAUAUCUCCACUGGAAAAAUUGGUGGUUGUACCCCACUUUUUAUGGAUUUUGAAUGCAGUAAACUGUGCAAUGCAUGCCAGAAGUUUGAAAACCUUAGAAAAAAUACAUAAACUAAGCUUUUUUUUUUUUUUUUUUUUUUUAGUAAAACAAAUAAAGUUCUGGUGUGCUACACUCUCAA